ACAGAUAAAGUAUUCCACAAUGGAGAAAGAUAAUUCAAACAGUUGGGAGUUCUACGUGGGACUCGUCCUCGCUGUCAGCUCCAAUGUAUUCAUAGGUAUCAGUUUUAUAAUAAAAAAAAGUGCUCUCGUGAAUCUCCAGAGGUACGGACUGAGAGCUGGAGCUGGAGGGCAUGGAUACCUCCGGGAGUGGAUGUGGUGGGCUGGAUUAUUAUCAAUGGGAAUUGGAGAAGCUGCAAAUUUCGUUGCUUAUGCUUUUGCUCCAGCCUCAAUUGUGACCCCUCUGGGAGUGCUCAGCAUCGUCAUUGCAGCCAUACUCUCUCCCAGGUACCUCCACGAAAAGUUGAACUUGUUAGGAAAGUUGGGCUGCUUUCUGUCCAUCGUAGGAUCCACAAUUAUCGUCCUCCACGCCCCAAAAACCGAAGAGAUAAAUACAGUCGAGGAUUUGGUCUACAGGCUCCAGCACUCGGGCUUCACUCUCUACAUAAUUUUUGUGAUUCUCACGACUCUUCUUCUGAUAUUCCACGUGGGGCCCAGACACGGAAAGGAAAAUGUGACGAUCUACGUAUUCCUCUGCUCAAUAGUCGGCUCCCUCACAGUAAUGAGCUGUAAAAUUCUCGGGCUCUCCAUCAAGGAGACGAUCUACACUGAAAAUAACAGGAUGGAGGAUUGGCUGACGUGGGUCUCCCUGUUCUCCAUAAUCCUCUGCAUCAUGGUGCAGAUGAACUACCUUAACAAAGCCCUAGACCUCUUCAACACUGCAAUCGUCACUCCAGUGUACUACAUAUUUUUUACGACAUUCGUGAUAAUUGCAUCAGCCAUAUUAUUCGAAGAGUGGCAAAUCAUGACGUACCAGAAUAUCCUGGGAUCCAUCUGUGGUUUUUUCGUUGUUAUCACAGCUAUUUUUUUAAUGAACGCUUUCAAGGAUCUGAAUUUCACCUACUUCGACCUGAAGACACUCUCUCUAUCCAGGACUGGGAGAAGGAGUGUCCAGAGGUACUCGUAUGACGAGGAAAUGCCACAACCAGUGAACAGAGACGUUGUGGACAGGAACAAUUAUUUGGACACCUGACGAAAGAAAAAAGCCAAACGAAAAAUCACUUCGUUGGUUUGAUUUUAUUCUUUGAGAAUCUUUCAAUGUUAUUCAUAUCUCUAUACUUCAACAGCAAAUCGGUUAAGAGAGAGAGAUCAAUUGUCCAAAAACCAUCCAUUUUAGUAGAUAAUAACAAACGACACUUAUUUAUGGUAAAUAUAA
Fopius arisanus is the source of this 1252-nucleotide messenger RNA. RefSeq names its product magnesium transporter spict (gene spict). The coding region runs from base 20 to 1069 and encodes 349 amino acids. The transcript is spliced from 4 exons. Gene Ontology annotation, biological process: magnesium ion transport. The record is from RefSeq and is a predicted model, not a curated record. Gene Ontology annotation, cellular component: membrane. Gene Ontology annotation, molecular function: magnesium ion transmembrane transporter activity. Lineage: Eukaryota; Metazoa; Arthropoda; Insecta; Hymenoptera; Braconidae.